AAUUAAAUGAAAAUAACUGCCAUCUCUGACUGUACUAACAAUGAAUUGAUAUGGAUAUUAUUAAAGUAUACAUCGUCGAUAAAUGUAAUUUCUGCUACUGUCUGAGAAAACAUUGAAUAAGUUAAGAAUAGAAGUGUAAUGGAUAUUGCUAAUCCAACUCCACAAGAUCUUCAAAGAAAAUUGUAUUUUUUGGUUGAACAACUUCAGCAUAUGGCAGGAGAACUUCCACCGAAAUAUCAAAUGAGACUUCCUUAUGAAUUAUUGUCUGCUUUGGCAAAUUCCCUACUAAAUGAUACCAUCUUCGAAAUUGUCAAAGGUUUAAUGGAAAUACAGCAUGUUACGGAAAAACAUCUUUUUCAACAAAGACUGCAACUGCUAAAUCAACAGAAAAUUGAAGUUCAAGAAACAUUGUCAAACGUAAUAACGGAUGAGGAAAGAAUUGAAAUAAAAACUGCUCUAUAUAAAAAACACAAAGAAGAAUUAAAACAAACUGAUAUGAAACUAGUAUUACAAUUGGACCAAAAAGUAUCAGAUCAACAAAGUAUAUUAGAAAAAGCUGGUGUACCUGGGUUUUAUGUAACUAAUAAUCCUAUUGAAAUUCAAGUACAAAUGAGGUUAUGUGAUUUUAUAAUAAGGUUAAGUAAAAUGGAAGUACCUAGUUAAUUUCAAAUGUUAAAUAUUAUUAUUUUCUUAAAUAUAUUGAACUUAAAUCACUAACAUAUU
Molecule: messenger RNA, 723 nt
Organism: Vespa mandarinia (Asian giant hornet)
Lineage: Eukaryota; Metazoa; Arthropoda; Insecta; Hymenoptera; Vespidae
Gene: gdl
Product: gonadal protein gdl
Source: RefSeq, a predicted model, not a curated record